This is a messenger RNA of Thecamonas trahens ATCC 50062, 1281 nucleotides long. RefSeq names its product counting factor 60. Lineage: Eukaryota; Apusomonadida; Apusomonadidae. The transcript is spliced from 4 exons. Gene Ontology annotation, biological process: dephosphorylation. The record is from RefSeq and is a predicted model, not a curated record. Gene Ontology annotation, molecular function: phosphatase activity. The coding region runs from base 1 to 1281 and encodes 426 amino acids.
AUGCCGUCCUCCGCCGCUGCAGUCUUCGGUUGUGCCCUCCUUGCAUUUGCCCUCUGCUGCUCCGCACAGACAUACCCGCUCCCCUACUGCUCCGCCAACUCAUCGGUGGCCCCGAGCAACCCGUGGCUCAAGUCCACCUUUGACACCGAUGAAUACUCGCUUGCCCUCGUCCAGCUCAUCUUCCGCCACGGCGAUCGUGUGCCGGUUGUCGGCCUGCCUGGUGCCGGCAACGAGGCCGAAUGGACGUGCCAGCUGAGCAUGGUUGACAAGCCGGCGACUGGCUCGGCCGAUGAGGGCUACCUCGACGAGCCGCGCCUGUUCCGGUUCACCCAGCUCGAGAACCGCGGCGUCCUGCCCGGCAACUGCUCGCUCGGCCAGCUGACCGAGAAGGGUCACGUCCAGCACAACAUUAUCGGCUCGCACUUCCGCGAGCUCUACCACGACACCUACGGCUUUAUUCCGUCCGAGUACAACUCGCGCGACGUCUGGGUCCGUGCCAUCAACAUCCCGCGCUGCCGCCAGUCGGCCCAGUCCGAGAUCCAGGGCAUCUUCCCUAACGUCUACGAGCGCGGCCCGGUCUACGAGGCUGUUCCCAUCCACACCAUGGACCCCAACUACGAGAACAUGUCGCCGAACUUUGCCGCCUGCCCCAACCUCCUCAAGCGCAUCGCUGAGCAGCAGCAGUCGCAGGCCUGGGCCGACUUCCGCGCCGACACCAAGGGCCUCACUUCGCACAUCCUCUCGCUCCUCCACCUCGAGUCCGAAUCCGCCAUCGGCUCGACCCAGUACCCGUUCUUCAUCGGCUCGACCUUUGACCAGGUCGUCGAUGCCGGCACCUGGACCGUCAACCACUGGCUCUUCAACGAGACGAUGGCCUCCAUCUCGGUCGGUACCUUCUUUGGCGAGCUCCUCACUGCCAUGGAGGAUGUCAUGUCCGCCGGCUCUGCCUACGACGGCCCCAUCCUCCGCCUCUACGGCGGCCAGGACCUCACCAUCGGCCCGCUCCUCAACUGCCUUGGCGCCUACAACGGCGCAUGGCCGCCCUACGCCGCCCACCUCUCCAUGGAGCUCCUCGUCAACAACGCUGGCGACUACUUUGUCCACCUCCUCUACAACGGUGACGAGAUCGUCGUCCCGGGCUGUUCCGCCAUCUGCCCGUGGUCCAAGUUCAUCUCGCUCGUCGGCCACAAUGCCCUCACUCCGGCCCAGUACGCCACAAUGUGUGGUGCUGCUGGUCCCCAGGGCCCUUGGUCGCCCAUCAACGCCGCCAUGUACAUGUAG